Molecule: messenger RNA, 1104 nt
Organism: Aureobasidium pullulans EXF-150
Lineage: Eukaryota; Fungi; Ascomycota; Dothideomycetes; Dothideales; Saccotheciaceae
Product: NAD(P)-binding protein
Exons: 1
Coding region: 1-1104 (367 amino acids)
Molecular function (GO): nucleotide binding
Source: RefSeq, a predicted model, not a curated record
AUGGCGCCUAUCGGUGUUGGAAUCAUUGGCCUCUCAGCUGCUGGAGGAUCCUGGGGUGCCUCCGCUCAUCUACCCUACCUCAAGGACUCAGCAAAGUACAAGAUUACCGGCGUCUGCAAUUCAUCGACCGAGUCUUCACAAAAGGCAAUCGACACUUAUGGCUUCUCAGCAGAUGCUAAAGCUUAUGGCUCAGUCGCAGAGAUGGCAGCUAGCUCUGAUGUUGAUCUUGUUGUCUGCGCUGUUCGAGUUGACCGACACUACGAAGCCAUGAAGCCCGCCCUCGAAGCUGGAAAGGAUUGUUUCGUGGAGUGGCCCCUCGCCUCGAAUGUAGAACAAGCUACCGAGCUACUUCAAAUUGCUGAGCGCAAGGGCGUCAAGACCAUGAUUGGUUUGCAAGGCCAGAUGAGCCCUGUCAUCAGCCGCAUCAAGGCCAUCAUCGAGAAAGACAAGGCUAUCGGCCGCAUCACCGGCAGUCAUGUCAGUCUGGCCGGCAUGUUAGGUGGCAAAGAGACCAUCGAGCCCAUGGAGUAUCUCAACUAUGCUGAAACCGGCGGAAACAUGCUUGUAAUCCCAUUCGGACACCUCUACGACUCUAUAAGUUAUACUCUUGGUGAGCUUCAAGAAGUCUCUUCGACGUUGUCCAUUCAGCACCCAGAUGUUGUUGUCAAGUCUGCGGAUGGCUCGAAAAUUGUCAAGACCGUUCGCCGCACGGCAGCCGACCACAUCUCCAUGUCUGGCCUUCUUCCAAACGGUGCUCAAUCUUCGGCAGUGGUGUAUGGAGGUCAGGCUUUCCCAGGCGACCCUAGUUUCCUUUGGCGAAUUGAAGGCGAGAAAGGUGUCAUUCAGGUUCGUGGUGACCAACCAUUUGCUUUGAGUAUGUCCUUGGACAUGAAUGUUCAGAUGCAACUGCUCGAGACUGGUGAUGUAAAGGAUAUUGAGUUCACAGAGGAUAAGCCGGGACCUCCUGGUAAUGUUGGAAGACUCUAUGAGGCAUUCGCUGAUGGCCAGUACUACCCUGACUGGAAGUGGGCUGUCAAGCGUCAUGCCUGGGUGGAUGCUCUAUACAAAAGCAACGAGACCGGCAAACGUGUGUCCUACGUAUGA